AGUCGUGGUCCGUGGCCCGUGUCGCGGAUGGCGAAUGUGAGUUUGCUUGUGUUUCUUUGCUUUCGUUUGGUUGACGUACGCGAGUGCUGGUGUCAGAAAUCUUUCCCAAGAUCCAAUAACGAGGACGCAAGUCAGCAAUCUGUAUAUUUACAGCGUAGCAGCCACGCCAAUGCCGCAAGGAUCACGAACAUCUUCUCUAAAGUUGCAGAUCGAAUAGAGACAAAGUAAUAUCCAGGCGCCAUGAAGGCGGUACAGGAGCAACAGCAGCCGGAAUCGAUGGAAUCUAACGAAUCGGUGUCCGCCUCCUCGAACGAGUAUGCCUAUCGACCAUUGACAACGAAGCACCGAAGAGCCGGAAGUACUGGCACUACUGGCGACGAGGAGUAUACCACCGACGAAGAUGAACUCUAUCCAGAUGAAGCCGAUUGCACGAUUGGCUCGACUUUACAUGCACCUCAUCCAAUUCUCAAGUCCGAUCUUGCAAGAGCUGCGACGGAUCUCUUUGGAUAUGCGACCAAGCGCGAGGAUGAGGAGGAGGAACCUACAAGUCUUUUUGAUGAAGAUGACAAGUUUCUCAACAGCAGUUCUAGUUUAGCCAAAUCGAACUCGCUCUUCGCAUACAACGACAAGAUACAUAGUGUUUUAACGAGGCAUCGAAGUCCGAUGACGAUGAACGAGAAGAAGCCUAGCGAGGCUGUUUUAAACACGCAUGCGUACAAGUCGGAAAUUCAGGUACCUGCAAUUCAAACUAUGACUAAUUUGGAUAUUAGGUUGGGUGAAGAGAAGACAGACGAUGUUAUGGGAGACACAGUGAAUAAGCAAGAGAACGUUUGUGUAUCAUUAGAGACGUCGUCUACUGCGAAGGAUUCGCAGGCUGACUCUCGAGUGAAGCAAGAAACUUCUUUAACAAAGGAUCCUAAUGAUCCUCCCUCUCCUACGACUGCACAAUGGGGCAGAGCUGUGGCAGAAGUAAAAGAACACGCUGUGGCGAAGCUGCAGGAGGAGUUGAAGAGAGCUCACGAGGAAUUGAAAUUGAAGGAUGAAGAGGUGGCAAGGCUUUCGAGAAUCCGACAGGACGUUGAGGCCGAAUUGGAGGAACUCACCGCCAGUCUAUUUCAAGAAGCGCACAAUAUGGUGCGCGAGGCGAACGUGCGGCAAGCGACGGCAGAACGUCUUCUGGAGGAGAGUCGAAUGAAAGCCGAGGUCCUAGCGGCUGAAGUGACGGCCUUAAAGACUUUAGUCUUAACUUCGACUCCAGCCAGGCCAAAUCCACAUUUGCAUCCUCAGAUUGACACGAGAUGUCGUUUGAGCUUGGGUGAUGAAUGUCAGCAAGGUCUUUUUGCUAAGAAACAUCGAAGGUCGCCCUCGCAUUUCAAUCUUAAAUAUGGCCGAGAAAACUCACCACCGGAAUCUCCAGUGAAGGAACAAAGGCCAUCUUUACCAAGUGACAGAGAAGCCUUGGCUAGGGAUUGGAAGAAAGAUCGCGAAAAGGAUAGAGACAAGGAGUGUAAAGAUCUAGGAUUGGAGGUAGAUCCUAGAGUUCACACAGAAUUUCUCAGGUGGAAAGCAAAUCCUUGCGUCGAUAAGAGCGAUCCAUUUGUUGCCAGAGUGUUCAAAGAGGAUAUCGACCUCUGUUUGGAUUUUCCUAAUAAAGAACUCGGUGCGAGAGUUCGACAGGCUGUUCUCGAUGGAAUCAUUUUUAUCGAAGCUGUCAGCGAUAAGACCAAACUUGCCUUUCCUAAAAAAUGUGCUCUUCUCGAAGCACCACGACAAUGUCACUAUCGUAUGAGACUGGGCGAUCAGGAGAAUCAGUGGUAUUGUAUCUCUCAAAUUUGUCGCAAUCGAAUCAUAGCGGUUUGCGAUUUUCUCAAUUAUCUACGUUACGUAGAACGAGGUCUUGUUAAAAGUUCGGUACACGAUGUAUAUUGGGAGAUUACACGACUACGAAAGGAGAUGGUGUUCGCUCGUCUGGGUUUAGUGCUUUCAUCCUGAAGCUUUUUUCUGGUGGAUUUCAUCUAGUCUGGAAUAACGGCCGUAACACGGACCUAGAAUCUUAUUAUGUUUUUUGAUCGACGAAGAAGAAACGACUGGAGAGAGUCGUUGGAGGAUUAACGUAGGAUAAUAGCGUCGAUCGGCAAGACGAUCGAUAAUUGUCUUCAUUUGACACGGGAAGAUACGAUUUACGUCUUAGACGAAACGUAUCCCACAUUCUCUCAUUCUGUAUAUCCUUCUGUCUCUCCCUUUCUAUCGCUAUUUAGUAUAUUAGAUUGCACUUUUUGCCAAUUGGGAAAGAGAUAACAAGGCGACAAUGCAACUGAUCACGGGGCUGUGAAUGAUCUUAAAAAAAAGGCAAAAGUUAAAUGUUAUCAAUAGGUUCCCUACAUGACAAAUGUACAUAAGAAGAAUGAUUUUUGAAUCUAUAUUUCUUUGAAUCUAUAUUACUUUUUACAAUUAGAAAUGGAUACAUUGAAAAUGUUACGGACGUUUGUGCAAUUGAAACACUUGCAAAUGGGGAUAGGACGCAUAGCGAUGUCCCUAAAAAUGUUGAUAUUCGUUGUUAUAUAUUGUGAGUAUACAUUAUUGAUAUUAUUACCUGUAGAUAAAGAAAAAGAUGUUUAUGUGGACCACAGGAAACUCUAGAUAGGUUAAUUGCAUGUAGAUCUUUUAUGUAUUUUCUGCAUAUGUCCUAGACGUAUUAUUAUUACGCAGCGAAGUUAUGUUGAAGUUAGAUUCAUUUAAGAAAAGCGAUAGAAUUGUUCAUUCUUCUAAACGAUGUUAAUCGUAAAUGAAGGUGCAGCUAAUUUAUUUCAGUACCUUAUCUUCCCAAUGUAAUUUAGAAGGUCAUUUACAAUUUGUAGUUUUAUCCACUUUUUCUACGCGCUUUUAUUGCGCUGAACGUUUGAAUUCGUUCGAUAAAUAUUGAUAUUUUGCUAUUUCGAUAUUAAAAAUUAAGGAAUCUUCGAUUUACAUGCUGCAAACGAAGUAUCGCGUUGAUACGAUAUAAUGACUUCGUCGACUGAAAGACGAUAUCGUCUUCCAAGGAUUUAAUUCAUUUUUCAGCUGUUAUGAAUUUAUCGAAUUACAAGAAAAUGCGAGCAUUGAGUAGAAGUUGCAAAAUGAAAGUUAAGUUGUAGAAGUAAAAAUCUAAAUUUAUCUUCAUCACGUUGACUCCAAAUAUUCGUAGGAACAAGUAUCACUGGUUGUAAUGGAGGAAAAGAGAAAGCUCGUCGUGUUUUUAUAAAACGGCGAACGUUUUCUGUAAAUACAAGAACUUACUACUUGCCUGUCGAAUGUAAAUAGACUGUCAAAAUUAUCUGAAAGAAUUCUUGUAUUUAAAGAAGUAAUAAAGGUAAUUUCCAUUGUU
Molecule: messenger RNA, 3364 nt
Organism: Vespula pensylvanica (western yellowjacket)
Lineage: Eukaryota; Metazoa; Arthropoda; Insecta; Hymenoptera; Vespidae
Product: guanine nucleotide exchange factor for Rab-3A-like
Exons: 9
Coding region: 241-1992 (583 amino acids)
Biological process (GO): exocytosis
Cellular component (GO): Golgi to plasma membrane transport vesicle
Molecular function (GO): guanyl-nucleotide exchange factor activity
Source: RefSeq, a predicted model, not a curated record